AUGGCCGUCACGUAGCUCCUUUAUAGCAUAAGCGACUGGUUUAUCUAGUCUUUUCUGUACCUGUGAGCUCGGACGCUCCUCCCUUAGUGCGUUUAGCAAACAAUAAUCGUGACUAACUAGCUACGUAGUUGGGUUAACUGUAGUUUGAGUUUACAGCGACGUGGGAGCGUUGUCACGAUGUUCCUCGUCUUCCUGCUCGGCUACUUGACGCUAGCCUCUGGUCAGCAGCUGGACGAGGACUGGAUCGAUCCGUAUGACUUGCUCAACUACGAUGCUAGCACUAAAACUAUGAGGAAGCCCGCCGAGCAGCCAGUUAGGGAUUUGAAUGUCCCAACCUCACGAAGAGGGCUGGUUGACUGUGGCCAACCAGAGUUGAGCGUCUGCACCCAACAGCUGACAGAUUUACAAACGCAGGUUGAAGCCCAAAAGAAGAGUAUGAAGCAAAUCUCACAGCAGCCCACAUGCAAUCCUGUUUUCAAAAGAUUCCUGAGCAGACUGGUGAAGGACAUCCAAAGAGUUAAAAAGACUCAACCCACAGACUGUGUAGACUAUGAUGCCACAAUCCGAGUGUCCAGACAAGCUUUGGCUGAGAUUCAGACCUUUCUGGAUCGUGAAGAUGGUUGUAGAACAGGUGCUUUGGACAACGCCAUCAGUCAGAUACUGGUAGACCUUCGACCACACGACUACGAGGCCUGGAGGUGGCGCUUCGAAGACACUUUUGGCAUUGAUCUGGACACAGUUUUUAAGUUGGCAGUAAGUGUUCUGAUCUUCGUGGUCAUCAUCUGCACUCAGCUGUGGUCUUACAUCUCCUGGCUUGUUCAGUUCAAAAGGUUCUUUACCAUCUGCUUCUUCGUCAGUAUUAUCUGGAACUGGUUGUAUCUGUACAAGAUUGCCUUCGCUGAGCACCAACGCAACAUUGUGAAGAUGGAGAGCAUCAAUGACAAAUGCACUGGAAUAAGGACAAUUGACUGGCAUGAUAGUUUGAAAGAGUGGUACAGAAGCACGUGGACUCUUCAGGAUGACCCUUGCAAGAAAUACUAUGAGGUCCUCAUUGUUGACCCCAUUCUGCUUGUACCCCCCACUAAGGCACUCUCGGUUACAAUCACAACCUUCAUCACGGAGCCACUGAAGCAUGUCGGCCUGGGAAUCAGCGAGUUUCUCCGAGCGCUCCUCAAAGAUCUUCCCAUCACUCUGCAGAUCCCCGUUCUCCUCACUAUUGUGCUCGCCAUAGUGGUAUUCAUGUAUGGAAGUGUGCAGGCAGUUUUCCAGUACGGCAUUACUGCACCUCUGCGCCGCCGUAGGAGGGAUCCACCCCUUCCGCAACCGGAGCACUCUGCUCUCCAAGAAAUUGAGGAUCGUGGCUACAUGGAAGGAGAGGUCACGCCGCAAUCUUGUCCACGGCGCAGUGCAGACCAGGCCCGAUUGCACAGAAAUCCGUCUUGCCGGACACGGGCCUCCGAAGCCCGAGAAGAGCUAGCCAGGAUGUUUGUGGAGACCUUGACUACCGCCGCUUCUUCCCACACCCAACACAAGUUAGAUGGGAAAUGCCAUGUCAGACAUGUGGAGGCAGGGCAGGGGGAUGGGUCUGACACUCGAGUGGAUUCUGACUCUGACAACCAUGCAGAGAAGCAGCGAAGAGGCUCAAGUGUUUUGGUGUCACAGCCUGACCCCAAAAGAAAGACAAAACCCACUUGUCGCGACUCAGCUCAUCCAGAAGAUGACAAUGCCGGAGAGAGGAUGUUAACCAGACUCCCACAGACUCAAACUAAAGAGAAUGAGAAGAACGCUAAAGCCUCAGCUGGAGACUCGACACCUUCGGGUUUGCUGAUGGACGUGGAAACUGUUGGCACUCCUGUUCAGGACACUUUACCUGCGGCCUUGUGAUGAAGCAAUGCUCGGAGCUUGUGGCUUCACCGGUGGAGGUGAAUGUGCCAAAAAUGUUGGCAGCUGAGCAGUUGUCGCCCUAAAAUGCUAUACACUGGACUACUAGUUGGUCUCUAAAAAGAGAUUGCAAUCCUCCAGUGUAGACGAUAUGAUCAUUGACUGCUGCACGCUGACACUUACAGCAUGCACUUUAAAUCCUCAAGAAGUAGGAUGUGUCAAUGACUGAUCAUGUCCAGCAGCAAUUUUAAAUGUUUUUUUUUCCCCCCACCCAUGGCGGCAUUAACGUAACUCAAGUAAUUGUGAUAACUGGUGGUGAUGAGUCCAAAAGUGAACUAUAGUCCAUUGUCGUGUUCUUUUGCUCAAAAGCGGUACUAUGAUUACACCAAAGUCAAUGGGCUGCACCUCUUUGGAAAAGUUCAACUUUUAUUUCGUCAGUGCAUCGUAGCAAGGGACUGUGCGUUUGGGCCCUCGAUCCUUAAUAGGGGCUUUCCUGACACGACCCCCUCUUUGAUACAAUAAUUCCUCAGCCUAUUUACAAAUUCACACCCCACUCGGACUUGUCAGUGUCUUUUUUUUUUUAAUUUUUUUUAUGCCAUUUGUAAUUCCUUGAAAUGCCAAGAGAAGGCGCUAGAACCUAAUAGGAAAGAAAUUUGUACUUCUGAGAAGGCCUAACAAACCCCUGUUAACGGUCACUUCUGACCAUUCCCCCACCCUGGCCCCCCGACUAGAGUGGAAAAAAAUCUUUGUAUUUUUUUUUUCCAACCUCAUAUCACAAGCGUUUGCAAUCAUAUUUGAGUGUUUUUGGGAUCAUAGUUGGUAAUGUCUUUAUUGUAACAGAUGAUUCAACGUAAUUAUUAGUGUAAAUUUCUGCCUUUUUUUAUUUAAAUAUUCAUGCAGGGCUCGAUCUCCGGCUCCUGUUGCAAUUAUGCAAACCAUAAAUGGUGAUUCACUGCAGUGAGCCUUUCUUGGAAAAGCGAAAAUCUACCAGUCAUUGAUGCCCCUUAAAACUGUAAUUGACUACUGAUGCCACAAGUUUGUAGCUUAGCAACACUUUUCCAAUAGACUAAACACCUCAGCAUAUUUUCUUGGCACCAAUUUGCCACAUGAUUGUGUCAAAGCCGUAUUUUUAUAUCUGACACGCGUUUGACCUGACUACAAAAACAGCAAAAAAUUAAAAUUUCCAGCUAAAAAACAAGGCUUAAAAAGGUAUAAAAGAGAAUUUUGAAUGUGUGGGAACACUUACAGUUGUAGCUGAACAUAAUAGUGACCUUAUUUGAAAUUAUUUUUUUUAACUUGUGGGCAAAUAUGUGUAAGGUGGAACUUUGCGAACCUAAUGACACACAACAGUUUUGCAGAUAGUCUAUCUACAAUUGUUCAAAAAAAGAGGCCAAAAUGUCAUAGAUGGGCUAACAAAAAAUAGCAUUGAUGUCAUCCCCCUAUUUAAAAACAUAUGGUGCAGCUACACAUUUAGAGAGACAAUAUAAUACUCAAAGAUUUCCUCUGUUAAAAAAAACAUGACAAUGCUGAUUGUCUUUUCCAUAUUGUGUAGCCAUAUGUAAAUUUGGUUGCCUCCUGUGGGCUGAGGCACUCACAAUGUUAGCUGCUUCGAGCAUUAACCAUGAUGCACAAUUUAAUUUUCUUGUUUUGUUCAAUCAUUGAAUGAUUUUAUGGCAUGUACUACAAUACUGUGGAGUGCUGUUUUUCUUCAUAAAAAAUCUGACAUUUU
Messenger RNA from Syngnathoides biaculeatus (alligator pipefish), 3610 nucleotides. It is a transcript of the gene clcc1, whose product is annotated as chloride channel CLIC-like 1. The transcript is spliced from 10 exons. Gene Ontology annotation, cellular component: endoplasmic reticulum; membrane. Gene Ontology annotation, molecular function: chloride channel activity. The coding region runs from base 178 to 1884 and encodes 568 amino acids. The record is from RefSeq and is a predicted model, not a curated record. NCBI's taxonomy places the organism in Eukaryota, Metazoa, Chordata, Actinopteri, Syngnathiformes, Syngnathidae.